CCAUUUAUUCGCUCAGCUACCAAAGGAUAUAUGACCAUGGCAACACCGCUGGAGUUUGCAGCAGUCAUGCGAGGUUCUUAUUGCGUGUGAUUCUUGUCGCAGCUAGAAAUAUGAUGUCAAUUAAGACAUCUAUUUCAUCUAUGUUGUUGUAUUCAAUGGCACAACGUGUUUACUUCAUGCAAAGUAAAUUCUUAUUUGCCAGAACUAUCUUCUUUGUUCCCGUGUCGUCGGGGUCGAUAACACAACUUAGUCACAAAUAAUGGAGUGGUUACAUGAUUCUCAUUCCAAUCGUUAAAAUGGUGGCUUUGAAACUUGAAAGUGUGCUUGCAAGCAUAUUUUACAAAAUUCUUCAUACACAAGACAGCGUCUUCAGUAUUGACGUUUCAACGAGUAAUUUUGAAAAACAUCUAAUUAUUUAGAAUAAAUGAUAUUUUUGUUGUUCCAAUCUCUUUUGCUAUCAUGUGACGAUACAGUUAAAAACAUUAUUGCAUAUGAUUUCAAAAUUUGUUUCACAAUGUUGAUAUUCACAAUGUAGAUUAUAUAAUGAGUGAUCCAUAUUGAAUGAGCACAGGUUUUGUUAUUUUAAUGACAUGCAAACAAUUUUGCCACGUAUAGAUGUGCAUUUUCAGGAUUCUGUUCUUAUUGCUUUUCAAGUCAAACUUCGCCAUAAAAUUCAGCUAUUCUGAAUAAUUUGAACUUUAGCCACGACGUCCACGGGAAGGUACGCCGCUGUAAAGUUUUGAUAAGGAAAUGGACAGUACCAACUCUUCUCAAUUAAAGCCCAUACCAUCGUCCAAAGAAGAAAUAAUGGCAGAAUUAGAUGAGAUCAAAAUGAGUGGUGAAAAUGCAGAAAUAAUUCCCAGGGCGUCACUUCUUUAUUUUAUAACUUCAAGUAUGAAAAUCCAACGCCAUUCUAAAUCUGCAAUGAUAUUGCUUGUUGGAAGUACUGGAUCUGGUAGAUCAUCAACAAUAAGUCAUUUACUGGACACUGGAGAUAAAAUUAGUGUUAUUGAGACAAGUAAUUAUGAAUUAUCUACGAAAAAAACAUCUGAGUAUAUCAUUACUCUUGACGAACCAAAGUAUGAAGUGCGUGAUUUAGUUUUGAGUGUUAUUGAUACACCUGGCUUCAACGAUGGCGAUGGCGUUAAACAAGAUGUGUGCAAUUUUGUAUCUGUGAAAAAAUACUUUGAAACACAUCCCGAAUUUUCUUCGAAAACAAAGAUUUAUCCAAAUCUUGUGUUCAUAGUUGACAGAGCCAGUAAUAAUAGAAUGAAAGGAGUCAAUAGCACACUUUCACGAUCCUUGAGAGGUAUCAAGAUGUUAGAUGUUGUUGACAUCAGUCAUCCAAAUCUUGUGAUUUUAACACAUGCUUGUUCUGUUGGCCACGCAAACCCGAAAAAAUGGCAAGAAAGUAUGCAAAAAAAGAAAGAACUUGUGUCCGACAUUGUUUUUGAAACUUUAGGUGUCAGUGCGCCAACUGUAUUGAUAGAAAAUGAUCCUUAUAAUGAUUAUGAACUUGAAAAGGAUGGAGAUUUCACAAUUCUUCCCAAUGGUGAAAGACAACCUUUGAAUUUAUACAAAGCUUGCCUUAGCUUACUCACAAAAAGCAAAGAUGGAAACGAUAUCACAGAUAAGUUUGGGCAUAUGGUGUUCAAUGCUGCAUUUACACGAAAGAAAAAUGAAAAACCAUUAAAAGGUCAUGAAGUUAAAGCCAAAGUUGCAAAUAAAGAGGAGUUAUCAGAUGAGGAAUGGAAACUCGUAAAAGAUUUUACUGAAGCUGCUGCAGGAGAUUUAACCAACUCACUUGCCGAGCGUGCAAAGCAGUAUAUUUCCGACAACAACAUCCAGGACGAGUCUGUAAAAAAAGAACUUUUUGGGCUGUAGGAAACUAUGAAUGCGAUGGGAUUGUCGGAUGAUUCAAGAUUGAAGAGCACAACAGUCGUUCAAAUCAACUAUUGUCAUGACGACAUUAUCACCGAACACGGCCUUCAAAUGUUGGAAAAGAAGUUUAACUUAAAAUGUGCUGAGUCGCUUUAUUUGGCUGAAUUUAUUGGUCAGGGAUACAACCUUGUCACAGACGACUUUGUUUCAGCUCAGGUUUUAAAAUUAUCUCUCGUUGAUAAUAAACAAUUUGGCAUUAGAAUUCCUGAAUGUGCACAAAUAUUGAAGACAAAUGAAACUGUAGACAGCGAAAUACAUUUACAACGGAAUGAAAGUUCCAUUAAAUCGCGCCUUUCAGCCUUGGGGCUAAAUGUGAACAUGGCACCAAGUAUAUUAACGAUAGCUCAAGAAUUUGAUGUAAAUUACAGCAUGAAGCGUCAGGAAAAUGACUCAAGAUCUUCAACCAA
Molecule: messenger RNA, 2348 nt
Organism: Xenia sp. Carnegie-2017
Lineage: Eukaryota; Metazoa; Cnidaria; Anthozoa; Malacalcyonacea; Xeniidae
Exons: 5
Coding region: 751-1884 (377 amino acids)
Molecular function (GO): GTP binding
Source: RefSeq, a predicted model, not a curated record